AUGACCCUACUAAGAGGUUUGUAUCCCCGUCAAAUAAUCUCAUUCAACGUCACGUAUCCUAUCUUCAAUAAACUUACGACCUAUAGUACCACAAAUCUCCUUGUGUGUGUCAAACCCGCCCCUGGUAUUGAUCUCGGCUGGACUAGCUCUACGAAGGUGUCUCUGCUUUACAAUGAGCUCCUGGUUGGAGAAGCAGACUUGGAAACUGGCAAUGUCUUCCUCACCGAGACUAAUGUGGCAUUUUAUAAUCUCGAAGGCUUCAAGAUUUGGAAUAUGCAUGGAUUCAAGGCUUUCAUUCAACACGUUAUCCCUCGGCCUAGAGAUGAAAGCCAACUAGAAGGGCGAGGCCCUGCUGUUGCAUUGAAAAUCGAUGACAAGGGCCAUAAGCUUGCCAUAUCUAUACGACUGGACAUGAUGGGGUUUGCUAAAACUCUCAUAUCUACCGUUCGCCGAAUUGACGACGAGAUUGAAGUCGUCUUCUUCAUACAGAAUCCGACUAGAGUCGGGAUUUGUUUCGGAGAAACUCGUUUCAUACUUGAGAAAGACUGUCGUAUUUUGGCACGAUUGUAUGGUAAAUUUAACAUCGUGUCCGACGAUGGCAUGCAGAAGUUCCAGGUAAAAGGGCCCAUCUGUUCAGAUACUACACUCUUUGGAAAAGCAAUUUUGAAAGGAGUUUCUGCGGAUAAGCAUUCAGAUACCUGGUAUACUCCUGCUAUUCGGCUAUUUGAAAUGGAAGUCGAUUUGGAUGCACUCAUUGAAGGCGAGCAUUAG
Messenger RNA from Trichoderma atroviride IMI 206040, 771 nucleotides. NCBI's taxonomy places the organism in Eukaryota, Fungi, Ascomycota, Sordariomycetes, Hypocreales, Hypocreaceae. The record is from RefSeq and is a predicted model, not a curated record.